Molecule: messenger RNA, 4686 nt
Organism: Chroicocephalus ridibundus (black-headed gull)
Lineage: Eukaryota; Metazoa; Chordata; Aves; Charadriiformes; Laridae
Gene: LUZP1
Product: leucine zipper protein 1
Exons: 4
Coding region: 307-3657 (1116 amino acids)
Biological process (GO): neural fold bending
Source: RefSeq, a predicted model, not a curated record
GCUGCUUGUGCCUUUGAGGUGCCUGUGCCUCACGUGGGAGUGCAGUGAGUUACCUUAAAGGGAAAAUCUUAUGAAACUGCUUCAAGAACUUGUUGUUACAGGUGAUAUCUUAGUGGAAUUUACCAGAAUAGAAAGGAGACUCCUGACCUAGGAUCUGGAACAGAGCUGAAAAAACAUUAAUUCCUCAGGGUGAGAUUGCCUCUGUUCAAAGAAACGGUAACGUACCAGGAAUCCACAAGGUGUUAAAGACCACACCAUUCAUCCAGACUAAGCAAAGCUUUCACCUAAAAGGAAUAAAAAAUAAACAUGGCAGAAUUUACAGGUUACAAGGAAACCUCAAAUCGGCACCUACGAUUCAAAUUGCAGAGUCUUAGUCGCCGCCUUGAUGAACUGGAGGAAGCAGCCAAAAAUCUGCAGAAAGCAGAGGAUGAGCUGCUUGACCUCCAGGACAAAGUGAUCCAGGCAGAAGGCAGCAACUCCAGCAUGCUGGCUGACAUCGAAGCCCUGCGGAAAAGAGUGCUGAAGAUCGAAGGCAAGGAUGAAGAAAUUAGGAAGGCUGAAGAGCUUUGCCGGUUAAUGAAAGAAAAACUUGAAGAGGAAGAGAGCCUCACCCGAGAGCUGAAGUCAGAAAUUGAACACCUUCAGAGGAGAAUGGCAGAGCUGGAAAAGCUGGAAGAGGCCUUCGGUAGGAGCAAGAACGACUGUACGCAGCUGUGUCUUAGCCUCAAUGAAGAAAAGAACUUGACCAAAAAGAUAUCUACAGAAUUAGAAAUACUUAGAGUGAAAGUGAAAGAACUGGAAGCAUCUGAGGACAGGCUGGAUAAAACCGAGCAGAGCUUAACAGGCGAGUUAGAAAAACUGAAAUCCUUAGCGCUGAGCUUUAUCAAUGAAAGAAAACAUUUUAAUGAAAGAGAAAAGCAGAACGAAAAAAUAAUCCAGGAGCUAACACAAAAAUUAGAACAAAACAAUAAACUAAAUAGGGCAGACCAAACUAGAAAUGCAUCCAACUUGCUAGAAAGGUCAUCAAAUAAUCUCCUGGACAGAAAUGAUUUGAGAAUUGAAGAUGACUUAACUUCUGCAUUGCCCUCUAAGGAGACCAGGAGGAAGGGAAGUGUAGAUUACCUUAAACAUGUAGAAAAUGAAACCAGGAAUAAAUCAGAAAACCAAAAGAAUAAAAAUCAGGAAGACAACAAAGUGAAAGAUCUCACCCAAGAAAUUGAUAAACUUAAAGCUCAGAUCAAACGUUUUGAAUCUUUAGAAGAAGAACUUAAAAAAAUGAGAGCCAAAAACAAUGACCUGCAAGAUAGUUAUUUAAGUGAACAGAAUAAAAACAAACUCUUAACGGGUCAGCUAGAAGAAAUAAAAAUGCAGAUAAAGAAACAGAAAGAUUUAGAGAAUGGCGAGGUUGAAAAUGAAGAUACAAGCUUUUCUGGCAGAGGAAAACAUGACAGACCUAAAUACAGAGGUGUCGCAGCUGAUUUGGCAGCUGCCAAGCACAAGCCAAGGGAGCUCUCACCCCAGCAGCGCCGGGAAAGAGCAAGGAACAGAGAUUUCUCUGUCAGUAAUGACAGCUACAGCCAUGGUGGUAAGCAGGUGCCCAGCCCAAGCCUAAUGAACAGAAAAGCAGGAAAAGCAUCUGGUGCAUCUGCACUUUCAGACACUGCUGUGACAGAUACAAAAAGACUGGAAGAGAAAUCCACUUUUUCUUCUGGUCAGAAGGAAGGCUGCAUCACACAAAAUGAGGGGAAGAGAUCAAAAGAGCAGCCCUCUGUCCUCAGCCGAUAUCCUCCUGCUGCACAGGAGCAGAAAUCUUGGAAGUCACCUUCCAAACCUGUUGCUGACACAGGGCCAAGAGCCAAAGCUGAAAAGCCAUCUCAGGUGCUCCGUGGCAACAGCCAAGCCGGUGCUGACGCACGGGAUGAAAAGUCAAGUAAAGGAGAAUCAGCGGCUUCUUUGGCAGAGAAGAUGAAAACAAGCCAGGCAGAAGUCAGUGACAGCUCAGGGGACACGCUGCUUGCCAGGGGUAGUCACGCUUCUUCCAACAGCACAGGUUCGGCGUACAGGUACCACCUCUCCUCCCAUGUGUCGGUGUUGGACUCCGCUGGCUCUAAAGCAGAAGCAGUGAACACUUCUGCUGCAUCACACAAACAGCCCUUGGAGGGGAGGGCUAAAAGAGCAAUAAUCUCCCAGGAAAAAGAAUUUGCAAGCACAUCACUUGAAAGUGCGAAGCUUUCAACACUAGCAAAGCGUUCCCAUCGCUCCAGGAGUCAGGAGGACAUUCUGCAGAUUCUCACAGGUCUUGAUAAAGAAGACGUGGAGCAGUCUUCAACUUCAGCAAUGGAUCAUGUAAACGCUGGCUUAAAAACGGACUCCAAAACCAUCCAGAGUAACCUGGAAAAAGUUAAUUCAGAUGAAGAAUUGGGAAGAAGCAAAAAAGCAAUCAUUCACUCAGAUUCUGAGACAAGAAAGAAAGGUUCCAAGCAGUUCUCCAAUUCCAGGGGAGUUUUUAGAGCGUCGCUUUUUGAAAAUGACAAAAACACUGUAAACGAUGAAGACUCCAGCAAGUGUAUAAAACCGUCAGAUGCCAGCGUUGGAGAAUUUAAAUCCAGGAGGUCAUUCAGCCCAAGAGAAGCUCUGAGAUCAAAAGCUGUCAUUAAACCUGCAAUUGUUGAAAAGGAUACGAAGGCAGUCAUGGGGGGGACUGUUUCUGAGGCAGAGUCAGAAAAACAGAAGUCUGUUUUUAAAAUGGUAACAAAUAAAAUGACAAGCAGCAUCACAAUCUUUCCUUCUGAGCCAACAGCUCCAAGGACUAGUGCAGAUGUAGCAGCAAGGGAAAGGCACGUUACCACCAGCAACAUCAGAGUUGCUCCAAAUGAGCCUUCACCAAUAGCAAGCAAUGUCCCCACACCCUUUGAGAUAUCAAUUAAUAAAAGUGCUCUGAAAUUAUCUGAGAUGGACAGAACUGGCGAGGCAGCACUGAGAAGUAAAGCAGAAACAGUGGUCUCCAGAAGCAGCAUUGUGAUAAAGACUUCUGAACUCACGGAGAGGAACAGUGAGCCGCCUUCAGAGACAAUCAGCUGGAAGAGCCAUGGGUCUUCAGAUGCAGCUUCAUCCGAAACAAAACAUGUCACUGUGAGAAGUUCUUGGAGAACACGGCAAGGCUUACGUUCCCUGGAAGACUCUCAAACCAAAGUGGAGAAAAGUGCAUCUUCCAGCACUACAAACGCUUGUAGGUCCUCAGUGGACCUCUCAGAAAUGGAAGCGAACAGUACAAAACCAAACUCCCUGGAGCAGACCUCAGCGAGGACCAGUGUCACGGCUAAUUCCUGGAGUGCCCCUGAACUGGGGUCCCGAAGGACCAAAAGUAACUUAAGUGCAUCUGAACUGCUAACACGCAGGAGCUGUGCAAGCGAUCCUACAGCAGCUUCUGCUUGGCACCGGACCACGCUACCUGAUGAAAGCAAAGAUUUUGUGCCCAGUUCCAGAAGAAAACAAUACGGCUCUUCUGAGUACCUCUCCCAGGUUGACACAGCAGGGAAAAGGCCAGCCACUAAGAUGGAGCUGCAGGACCCCGAAUCCAACACACACGCUCCACUGGGUCUGCAAGCGGAGGAGCAGAGCGCUUCCCGUGCCUGCUGGACAACAUCUCGGAGAUGAGUUGUAUUCCCUUCUGCUCAAUGGACGUGCUGCACGGUGGAGCAAGAGGCAGGACAGUACCUAGCUCUCGGGCAUCACAAGCUAGCCUGACCGCAGUUUUCUAAUGUGAUUUGCAAGGUACAGGAGCUUUACCAGUGAAUUCUUUUUCUUCAUUGCUCAAGAGGCAGCUGCAGAGACUUUGCUCAGGGGACUCGCACUUCUCAUCUCUGUACCUGCAAUCUUAAUCUCCUUCAUAGGAUGAUAGAUCUGUCUCCACAUGGAAACCUUGACUGCAUAGCCACUCUGAACCAUGGUACUUCUUGUUAAUCACUUGCAUUUAGACAAAAAUCCCAGAAGUAUCCCUGUGACUACGGUCCACCAGCCCAUGACAGCUGUCCCACAUGGCUCUACACAGGGCUCAGUCCUAGGGAGAGUUUGCAGUCUCCUAAUACACCCUUGUUGGCUCGGAUUGUGGUCACCUCACUACCUGUGUUCCCAGCACCGCCUGUGUCUCAGCAGGAGGAGACCAUUCCCCACUGGUUGCUUUACACGUUAAGAGAGAAGGAGAGCAGAAAACGUUGUUUAGAAGCAGUUUCUUCUUUAUUGCUAUCGGUCUCUGCAACAAGCUUUGCCUGACCUACUCAUCACCAGCUGAGAUCUCACGCCAAGUCAUCAUCCGCUGAGCCAAACCAACAGCAGUUCACGCAGCAGUGAAACUUCCCCCUGACUCGGACUGAGGUGCUUUUUUACCUGAAGCUUUAUGUCCAUCACGCUCUGCAGGCAGCACUUCUGCUGCUCGCUCUCAGCAGUUGAGCUCUAAGGGAAAAAGAAAUAAGUGCUUUUCCUCGUAGACAAGCAGAACGUCCUUGUUCCUUCCAAAACCAGGGUGGAGACAGCAGGAUUAGACCCUAAGUUGAGCUCCAGUAUGGCUACAUAGGCAGCCUAGGUCUGUGCCCCUCUUCAGAACCACCCCGUUCACCGUAUGUGGGACCCGAGUAUGGUCAGAGGCUGCUUCAAAUACAGAGGUCUGUUACCCUUUCAGUGCCCACA